This is a messenger RNA of Capsicum annuum, 1683 nucleotides long. Its product is annotated as ABC transporter B family member 21-like. Lineage: Eukaryota; Viridiplantae; Streptophyta; Magnoliopsida; Solanales; Solanaceae. Gene Ontology annotation, cellular component: membrane. Gene Ontology annotation, molecular function: ATP binding; ABC-type transporter activity. The record is from RefSeq and is a predicted model, not a curated record. Gene Ontology annotation, biological process: transmembrane transport. The transcript is spliced from 5 exons. Bases 361 to 1683 code for a protein of 440 amino acids.
AAUCUCAAAGACUUCCAGGUUAAGUGGAUUAGACAGAAAAUUGCGCUAGUAAGUCAAGAACCUACAUUGUUUUCGACUAGCAUCAGGGAAAAUGUUGCAUAUGGGAAAGAUGGAGCGACCAAAGAAGAAAUUGAAGCAGCAAUUGAGAUAGCAAAUGCAACUAAAUUUAUUAACAGCUUACCCGAGGGAAUAGAGACAAAUGUAGGCGAACGUGGAACUCAACUCUCUGGUGGACAAAAGCAAAGAAUCGCUAUAGCAAGGGCCAUUCUGAAAGACCCUCGCAUUUUACUUCUAGACGAGGCAACAAGUGCACUAGAUGCUGAGUCAGAGAGUGUUGUACAAGAAGCACUUGACAAAAUUAUGGUUGAUAGAACAACCAUAAUAGUCGCACAUCGCCUCAGUACAGUGAGGAAUGCUGAUAACAUUGCUGUCAUUCACCAAGGCACUAUUGUCGAGGAAGGUAAACACUUUGAGCUGUUGAAAGAUCCUGAGGGAGCAUACUCGCAACUGAUUCGCUUGCAGGAAGUAAAUCAAACGAAAGAGCAACUUUGCCUCGAUGAUUCACAACAUCUUUAUACGGAGUCAAGACCAGAAUCCAGUAACAAUUAUGAUACUACAUCAAUUAAAGGAACUCCUAAGACUAGAUUGCCAAGAAGUUCAGAUACUAGGUUAAAAGUAUCUAAGAAGCUCGAAAAAACUCAUGUUACUCGCCUUGCAAAUUUGAAUAAGCCCGAGUUUCCUAUUCUUCUUGUGGGAGCAGUAGUUGCAACAGUUUCCGGUUCCGCCCUUCCUGUUUCUGGUUUAGUAUAUUCCAACAUACUUAAAUCAUUUUAUGAGCCACCUAAUGAACUAAAGAAAGAUACACAAUUUUGGUCACUCAUGAUUGUAGUUAUUGCAACAACACUUCUGAUUUCAUCUCCAUUAGAGACAUUUUUUUUUACCGUUUCUGGUUGUAAGUUGGUCCAACGAAUUAGAUCGAUGUGCUUUCAAAAGGCUAUCCACAUGGAAAUCGGUUGGUUUGAUGAGCCAGAGAAUUCCGUUGGAGGGAUAGCUACAAAGCUCUCUGCUGAUGCAGCUAUUGUUCGAGUUCUAGUGGGGGAUACAUUGGCAAAAAUAACUAAAGAUCUUGCAGCUGCCAUUGUUGGGACAGUGAUUGCUUUUCGAGCAAGUUGGUUCUUGUCUCUUAUUAUCAUAGCCAUGCUACCAUUUAUGAUGGCUAACAUGUAUGUUCAGAAUAAGCUUGCUAAAGGAUUUGGUACUGAAGCAAAGAAGUAUGAGAAAGCAAGUCGAGUAGUCAACGAUGCAGUGAGUAACAUAAGAACAGUUGCAUCUUUUUGUGUGGAAGAGAAGGUGGUGGAGCUAUAUAAGAAGGAAAGUAAUGGGCCAAUAAUGGCGGGCACCGGACAAGGGAUGAUUAGUGGGAUCAGUUAUGGUAUUACGUCUUCAUUCAUUCUCCUUGUAUAUGCAGCAAGUGCCUACGCUGGUGCUCGACUUGUACAGGAUGGGAAAAUUUCAAUUACUGAUACUUUCCGCGAAGGCAUCUCUAACCUAAAUUGCUUGGACUCUUCAUUUUCGGUGCCACAUCCGUAUCGACACAAUGAUCUGGUUGACCGAUUUUGGGUACCUGACCAAAACUCGAUGGAGAAAGCUAAUGUGAAAUUGAAGAAGCUGGAAUACUUUUGA